Brugia pahangi is the source of this 222-nucleotide messenger RNA. NCBI's taxonomy places the organism in Eukaryota, Metazoa, Nematoda, Chromadorea, Rhabditida, Onchocercidae. The record is from the annotation of a GenBank genome assembly.
AUGCUUCCACUAAUCCAACUUCGACCAGAUGUAACUGCACCCUUAUGUAAUUGUCGAAACACCGAUAAGGUAGAUGUGGCAAUUGAUGAGGAACACGCGGAUUUUGCAAGAACUCAAGAAGUAUCACUAGAUUCUUGCCGUUUGCUUGCAUUAGAGCAAAUCGCAUUUUAUAUGAUACAAAGAGACUACGACAGAAAUGCGACUCCCAAAUGCGCUCAGUAG